This is a messenger RNA of Bursaphelenchus okinawaensis, 2600 nucleotides long. Lineage: Eukaryota; Metazoa; Nematoda; Chromadorea; Rhabditida; Aphelenchoididae. The record is from the annotation of a GenBank genome assembly.
AUGGGACCUGCUCGUGAUGAAAAACGCCACUUCCACGAGCUCGAACUCGCAAACUUUAUACCUCCGGACAUUUGCGAGGCACAACUCGACCGCCUACUGUACCAAAUUUAUUUGAUUUUAAAGUCAAAUGAAAAGGUAUUGAAGGGCGGCCAUGUAACGCUUUUAAAAUUAAUCGAAAAGCGUUACCCCAACCUGAGGAUGAGGAAUGGAAUUUUAUAUGGAUGCCGAGGAGAUCCAGCUGAUAAGGAAUACGAUGGCGACCAAUAUGAUAACAUCUUCCUCAAUAACAAUGCGGUCAAAAAAAUAGAAGUAAGGCUUAAAAACUAUUAUAAGGUUUACUAUUUAAGAUUUGCCUAUGUUCUUUUUAAGAACUAUUGGUCCAUUAACUAUUGAUAAAACAUUGAAUACUUUCUUUCAGAAUCCUCAAGAAGCGGUCCCGGUCUCAGAAAUUCUAUCAGAGGCCUUCCCCACCCCCUCCAGAAUUCCAAAAGCUUCUACCUCGCCAGAUUCGUUAGGAUCUAGCCCAAAGUCAAGGAAAUCAAGCAUAAGCUCAAUAAAUAAUGUGCCAUUUUCGUUUUUCGCACCGCUUAAGGUGCCAUUAGAUUCGACGGCGGAGAGUAUUCUACAGAUAUGUGCUGCAAAUAAGCACGAUAAAGGCGUUGGCAUAGUUGAAGAAAUUCGGGCUGAUGAAAUUCCAUUUCAACCGAAGCCAUGUCGUGCAAAAGUCGAUUGUCUUAACCCUAAAGUGCCGUUAAUCCACGUGAGAUCAUAUGAAGAAGCCAUGAGUCCGGAAGUUAAAAAUUUGUGCCUUGAAAACUCGAUCGCUAUGGUCAGAGGGUUACCUUCAACCCUCGGCAUUGACAGCUCUGUCUUCACUACAAAAACCAUCUUGGAAUUAGCUGCAAAAGAUGACUUGGAAUUAAGAGAACAAUGGUUCAUGCCAACGAGAACGAAUGUUGAUGAUGACGGGUCACAAACAUGGCGGUUUCAUUCAUUUAUAUGCCGAAGUGAUGUAAAGACAUACGCCGAAUAUCAAGGUCUUUCCUUCGAAAGCAUUGUUUGUGAGGCAUCGCGGUUUUUGGUUAAUCAAAGCGAAGUAAAAGUAAAAACAGAGCCGAAAAGCGAAGUUAAUUCGGAUGACGAGGUUGAUGACAAUGGUGUUAGGAAGAAGCGCCGGAAGUUGGCGACAAAUGGAACCAAACGGAACGGUGUUUUGAAGGAUAAGAUCUACUUUGGCACUAAUGUUGACUUUAGUACGCAAAAGUUUUAUCGACAAGUCAAUGUGAGUUUGUCAUUACUUUUUAAAAUCUACCCCUACCCCUUCCACCCUACUGUUAGCUUUGUCAUGUCAUACCAAUGGCCCUUGUUGAUACACAAUAUUACAAAUACCCAAAACAAGCGUGUCCAGUACAUCUAAGUAUAAGCGUAUGCUCUUUAAAUAUCAUUAAGAAAUUAAACUUUAGCACAAUUAUUCAAAUGCCAUUCUUUCUUAUAAUGAACCUUCUUACAGGAGCUGCAAAAGCUGCCCGGGUUUUGUCGGCUAAAAGAUGAGAACAAUUUCAUGUCGCAUUUGGGCUUCGAUCUUCGCGGCAUGAACACGGCUCAAUUUUAUAUGAAGAUGCCCGGCUGUAGGACACCAGCUCACUUGGAAAACAACAGCUUUUGCUCUGUGAACUUGAAUGCGGGACCUGGAGACUGCGAAUGGUUCGGGGUCUCGUACGAAUACUUUCCGCUGAUGGAUGCCAUGUGCAAAGAGUAAGCAGUAACAGUAAUUUUUGAUCAUAAUAUCAGUAUGGUCAAGCCUCUUUAGUAUGACACUACAGAGAAAUUUAUCCCGCCCUACCAUGCCUUUCCUUAACUUACCCUACCCUAUCCCACUCUACUCCUCCCUACCCUACCCUACCUUACACUAUCUUACUCUGCCUUGCCCUACCCUCGGUACAACUUCGAUAAUUUUCAGACGUAAAAUCGACUUUCUGAACAGUUCGUGGUGGCCCGACUACGACGACCUCAUGAAUGCGGGUAUUCCAGUGUAUCGCUUCACCCAGAAGCCGGGCGACAUCGUGUGGGUGUCGGGCGGCUGUGUGCAUUGGGUCGAAGCGAUCGGCUGGUGCAACAACAUUGCCUGGAACGUUGGACCUCAGUCCGUAUUCCAGUACAAGAUGAACUUGAUCUCGUCGGAAUGGAAUCGGAUACACAAGUACCCCUCGCUUGUACCGAUGCAAUACCUCAGCUGGCAGAUCGCCAAAGAGAUGCGAAUCGCGGACCGAGAGUUGUACGACCUCAUCAAAGGCAACCUGAUCCGCUCGUACGCCUACUGCCGGCACGUUUUGGAUUAUGUGGACUCGCGGGAUGACCUAUACCUCUACGAUUGGGAUGAAGACGUGGACAGUUCGGUUUCACAUUGUUGUAAGUGCACCGCCGAGGUGUUUAAUAUUUUGUUUGUGAAACCGACUGUAGAUGACCAGGGACGACAAUUGUAUGACACAUAUUGUGUCAAGUGUGUCAAGGCUGAACAUGACCCGAGCCUGGAAGUGUGGCAGUGCUACAAGUUGGAGCGGCUAGCCGAGACUUUAGAUAAUUUCAAAUUGUUUUGUUAG